UUUUAUCUUCUUUUUUUUUACCAUAAAUAUUUUCUGUAAAUUUUACUAUAUAUAAAAAAGUAUCAUAGUAAAUGGCAUCUUCAGCUGCUAUGAAUUUUUGGAAUAAUAGUGGCUUUGAACAAUCAUCAUCAUCAUCAAUGGCUGGUGGUGAACUUAUGGAAGCACUUGAACCUUUUAUUAAAAGUGCUUCCCCUUCUUAUUCUCAUGAUUCUUCAAAUUACCAAAAUACCCUUUUCCCCACUUCAUAUCCACACCCAGAUUACCAAAUCCAACAACCCGGCCCAUACCCGGAUUACCAAAUCCAAAACCAGUUCCAAUACAUCCAACCCAAUUCCUCAUUCGGGUUAACCCAACUUUACCAACCCCAAAUCUACGAAAAUUUAAACUAUCCACAAAAUAACUUGAACUACAUAGCUCCAGAAACUUUACCCGUUUCACAAUCCGGGUCACAACCCGAGUCACAAUACGGGUCACCUCCAAAACCCGCUAAAUUGUACAGGGGCGUUAGACAACGCCACUGGGGCAAAUGGGUAGCCGAGAUUCGGCUCCCCAAAAGCCGAACUCGUCUUUGGCUGGGUACAUUUGACUCGGCUGAGGAAGCCGCGCUAGCUUACGACAAAGCGGCUUACAAGCUGCGUGGAGACUACGCGCGGCUCAACUUUCCUCAGCUUUGUCCAGCCGGCUCGCAGAUAACAGAUUAUUCACCUUUGCAUUCAUCAGUUGUUGCCAAACUAGAAGCCAUUUGUCAGUGUAUGGCUGAAGGAAAGCCGGUUGACGGCGCAGGGAAGAAGUCCGGUGGACGGCGGUCGGCGGCGGCGAAGAAGAUGGCGCCGGUGCCGGAAGUUGUGAAAGUUGAAGGGUUUGAAAGUGGGUCGGAGAAUUCAUCGCCGUCUUCGGACUUGACCAUGCCGGAGUUCACGCAGGAAGAAGGUGGUUGGUCGGAAAAUUUCUCUUUGGAAAAGUAUCCGUCGUAUGAAAUAGAUUGGGGCUCGAUAUAGUAAUAAGUUUAUAGUAUAAGGGUAUCUAUUGUCAGUUUAGGUAAGUUUGAGGGAUUGAUUUUGUAAUUUUGGGUUUUAGUUGGGAGUUAACUGUAAUUAAAUUUUUGGCAAUUACAGUAACUUACCAGUUUAUUGUGGUAGGGGGUAGUAGUUUGGUAAAUUUGUAUUUUCUUUUUCUUUUUGGACGUUGGGAGAAUUUAGGAAAUCCCAUUUAUGUCCUUUUGUUGAAUGUAUUAGGGUGGUUAUUUUUUUAUUGACCAUAUAACCCUAAUCUAGUUCUUAAUGAUAUAUCUUAUUUAGUGUCUUA
Erigeron canadensis is the source of this 1305-nucleotide messenger RNA. RefSeq names its product ethylene-responsive transcription factor RAP2-4-like. Bases 72 to 998 code for a protein of 308 amino acids. Gene Ontology annotation, molecular function: DNA-binding transcription factor activity; DNA binding. The record is from RefSeq and is a predicted model, not a curated record. Lineage: Eukaryota; Viridiplantae; Streptophyta; Magnoliopsida; Asterales; Asteraceae. The transcript has a single exon. Gene Ontology annotation, biological process: regulation of DNA-templated transcription.